This is a messenger RNA of Pipra filicauda (Wire-tailed manakin), 3514 nucleotides long. RefSeq names its product tubulin beta 1 class VI (gene TUBB1). Gene Ontology annotation, cellular component: microtubule; cytoplasm. Gene Ontology annotation, biological process: microtubule cytoskeleton organization; mitotic cell cycle. The record is from RefSeq and is a predicted model, not a curated record. Bases 1210 to 2559 code for a protein of 449 amino acids. Lineage: Eukaryota; Metazoa; Chordata; Aves; Passeriformes; Pipridae. Gene Ontology annotation, molecular function: GTP binding; GTPase activity; structural constituent of cytoskeleton. The transcript has 4 exons.
UUCCUUAUCUCUAGCAACCCACAGAGUGGUAAAGUAGUAACUUUUAAUGAGUCAAGUCCUUCCACUGUCACCAUUUUAUAUAAAAUAAUUUGAGGUGCUUUCCUAAUUAUAGUUCCUUUUGCCAUCCUUAAAAGGAACAUUUGCAAAGCAGUGACAGUCAUUUGACAUGUAAUGAAACUGCUCCAAGUUCCAGCAGACAGUCCAUUCUGGGGUUUCUGCUGCUCAGUGAUACUGGUCCUGGUUAUCAGCGGGCAACAUGACUGGGUCGUGUUCUGCUCCCCCUCGCAUUGUUUCCUUUUGAACAUUAUAGUUCACUUCAGUGAACUUCAGUGGAACUGGGGGUUCACCUCUAGCAUUUUCCUGGCAAGUUCUGAAGCACAUCUCAGACAUAAGAAAAUAAGAAAUAUUAGAAAUGCUUAAUGACAGAAAAUUAAGAGAGAGAGCACCUAUGCAAGUUAGUCACAAGUUAAUUCAGAUUUUGGCUGAAAUUGAGGGAUACUCAUAAUUGUUUAAGGAACAAGCAUCACUGAGAGUGCAGUCUUACAUUUAUGUGUUACAAAAUAUUUUUUGGUCCUGAUCCUGUCCCCUUCCUUCAUGCAGUCAGACACUGGGAAUGAUGACUAUUAGUGAACUUGAUUUUGCCUGGCAAUGUGCUGAAUGUUGUAGUUAUAGGAAGCUACUGCUCACACUGGUUUAAAUAUGGGUGGUGUCCUGUAUGACUCAUAUGAUGCUAAAAUUUAAAUUAUGUGGCAGAAGCGCAUGUGCUUAAUAAAUGAAGAUCACUCAUUUUUGGCUGUAAUAUCUAUAUAUGCACAUAUAUUUGUAUAUAUAUUGCGUGUAACAUCAAAUAAUGAAACACAAAUAGAAUGUGCACAUAAUUGCAUGCAUCACACUGCUGCAGAGAUCUGGAAUUAAUUGUGAGGGGGUGCAUGUGACAAUAUUCCUUUCCAAGGCACUCAGAAAAGCACCUGUGCUUUUUGUCCCCAGGCAGUAAACAGGCAUUUUGCCUCCUUGUGAAAUGCUGAGCAGCCUGAGGAGUUGGCUACUCCCCUUCUGGCUGAGUGACAGUCCUUCUGAUAUAAAAAGGCCCCUUGGGAUGGGCUGUGCUGGGUGUAGCUGAUAGUGCAGCAGAAAGAGGGCUUGUUCUGGGGACUGCAACUGGAGAACCUGUGAGAGGUUGUGGCCACCAGCAGGUCCGAGCUCCACAAAAUGCGUGAAAUUGUGCAUCUUCAGAUUGGGCAAUGCGGGAACCAAAUUGGAGCCAAGUUCUGGGAGGUCCUUGGUGAUGAACAUGGGAUUGACAUCACCGGAAACUACCGUGGGGAUUCACCCCUGCAGCUGGAGCGGAUUAACGUGUACUUCAAUGAGGCUUUCUCCCAUAAAUUCGUGCCCCGUUCCAUCCUGGUGGACCUGGAGCCUGGUACGAUGGACAGUGUACGGUCCAGCAAAAUAGGCCCCCUCUUCCGACCGGACAACUUUAUUCAUGGUAAUUCAGGUGCUGGAAACAACUGGGCCAAAGGCCAUUACACAGAAGGUGCUGAACUGAUUGAGAACGUCAUGGAUGUGGUCAGGAACGAGUGUGAGAGCUGCGACUGCCUUCAGGGGUUCCAGCUGAUCCAUUCUCUUGGUGGUGGUACAGGCUCAGGUAUGGGCACGCUUCUCAUCAACAAAAUCAGGGAGGAAUACCCCGACAGGAUUAUGAACACCUUCAGUGUUGUGCCUUCACCCAAAGUGUCCGACACAGUCGUGGAGCCAUACAACGCCAUCCUCUCCAUCCACCAGCUCAUAGAGAACACAGAUGAAACCUUUUGCAUUGAUAAUGAAGCUCUAUAUGACAUAUGCUUCAGAACUUUAAAGCUCACCAAUCCCACCUACGGUGACCUCAACCACUUGGUGUCCCUAACGAUGAGCGGCGUCACCACCUCGCUCCGCUUCCCCGGCCAGCUGAACGCGGACCUGCGGAAGCUGGCUGUUAACAUGGUGCCCUUCCCUCGCCUGCACUUCUUCAUGCCAGGCUUUGCCCCACUGACAGCUCGGGGGAGCCAGAUGUACAGAGCCCUCACCGUGCCAGAGCUCACGCAGCAGAUGUUCGACGCACGCAACAUGAUGGCAGCGUGCGACCCUCGCCGCGGGCGCUACCUGACCGUGGCCUGCAUCUUCAGGGGCAGGAUGUCCACCAGGGAGGUGGAUGAGCAGUUGCUGUCUGUGCAGACCAAGAACAGCUCCUACUUCGUGGAGUGGAUCCCCAAUAAUGUCAAGGUGGCCGUGUGUGACAUCCCCCCGCGAGGCCUGAAGAUGGCAGCGACCUUCAUCGGCAACAACACGGCCAUCCAGGAGCUCUUCAUCCGCGUCUCCGAACAGUUCUCAGCCAUGUUCAGGAGGAAAGCUUUUCUCCAUUGGUACACUGGGGAAGGUAUGGAUGAAAUGGAGUUUUCUGAAGCAGAAGGCAACACCAAUGACCUCGUGUCCGAGUACCAGCAGUACCAGGAUGCCACUGCAGAUGUGGAGGAAUUCGAAGAGGUGGAAGUGGAAGCGAGCCCAGAAAAGGAAGCAGCGUAAAAACAAUAUCAAAACACUCUGAAUAAGUCUGUUGACAUUCACUAAAGACAAAGCAGUAGCCAAAAAUUAGACAUUUCUUCAGAACUUUUCUCUGCAUCUGCCAAAUAGCUCCAAUUUUACAACACAGUGCUUUUGAAAUUAAUGGCAGCUCUGCUUUACUCUCCUAAGCAACUGUUGACACUGAAUCGCUCCCAAAAAGGAGACAGGUUGUCUCAUAACAGCCUGUCUUGUAAAUGUAUUCACUUUUAGUAUAUAAUCACCAGAUACUGAAUGUACUAUACAGCCACUGUGCCUGUGUACAUAUAUAUCAGGAUUAUAAGCAACAGCAAAAUACGCUGUCACCUCAGCACAUUUAUUUAUUCUCAGGUAAACACAGUGCCUGUUUUGAUUGGGAACUUGUAACUGUUUUAGGAAUACGUGCAUAUCUCUAAGGUCUGGAAAGGCAGUGUCUGUUUUAUUAUCACUCCACAAACUGAUGUAGACCUGCAGACAAGUUCAGCAACUUGAGUUGCAGGGGGAGGGCAGAAGAAACAAGAUGGGGCAAAAAGACUGAAUAUGUACAUUCUUUCUAUUUUUUUUAAGUACUUUUAAUAGUUCUUUCACAUUGCUGGCUUAUAUUAUUGCAGAGCUUGUAUUCAUUAUCCUGGUGUGGUUUAUUUCUGUUUUAAACUAUAGGUUGAGUUACAUUAGCACACAAAGUUGUGACACUGUGUAAAAGUUUUGGUGUGGUAUUUUUUUAAUCCUGUGUACUAACUACUGUAAAUUUUUCCCUAACAUUCAGAACAACAAAAAGGAUAGAAUGGUUUGUAGCUUGUUAGAUGUAAGUUCCAGGGCAAUCACUAAAUCAAAACUAUAUUUUGCCUUCAGGAAAAAAAGGUUCUUGCCACAGCCUUCUUAUUAUUCUCUUAAUAAAAAAUAUAUACCAUUCUGUAAGAUACUUUUUAUACUUGAAACA